Opisthorchis viverrini is the source of this 1443-nucleotide messenger RNA. RefSeq lists its product as hypothetical. The record is from RefSeq and is a predicted model, not a curated record. The transcript has 9 exons. The annotation marks the transcript as partial. Gene Ontology annotation, cellular component: Golgi apparatus. Gene Ontology annotation, molecular function: antiporter activity; GDP-fucose transmembrane transporter activity. NCBI's taxonomy places the organism in Eukaryota, Metazoa, Platyhelminthes, Trematoda, Opisthorchiida, Opisthorchiidae.
CUUGGUCACUGAUCUUCAUAACCCCAGUGUUCAAAUCGUUGCUGAUGAGAACCUUGUCGAUCUGGAAUACACAGACGACCUCCUCAUCUUUGAAGACGAGGGGAAAGCACGAGCUCUGUGGAAUAAACUGACCGCCAUACUACCAUCUUUCAGCGUUCGCCCAGCACCUUCAAAAUGCAACGUCAGGCUUCAGAACAUACAGUCUCUAAACCUACCCCUUACAGUUCAAGCAGAAGAAGUGGAGGUUGUUGAGAAUUGUGCAUACCUUGGUAAUUGUGUUAGCUCUGACGAAAGUAUGUCUGAUCAGACUUUAUUCACCUUCAUACUCCUCCGGCUGUUUUUCGUGUCGGAUAUACAGAAACGUGAACGUUUGCAAGUCAUUCGCACUGUUUUCCCACUAUCAUUUUGUUAUGCUGUUGAUAUCACAAUGGGUAUUGCCGGGACGGGAACACUAAGCCAGCUAAACCAUUUCAAAAACUUGUCUGUAUGCAGAACUGUUCGCCCCUUAUCCGUUUACGUCACCGUGGGUCUGAUGGUUCUUGGUGCUGCUGUAGCCGCACUGACUGUUCGCCCCUUAUCCGUUUACAUCACCGUGGGUCUGAUGGUUCUUGGUGCUGCUGUAGCCGCACUUGGUGAUAUCACAUUUGAUCCACUUGGUUAUACUUUCGUCUUCAUCAACAACUUCUCCACAGCUGGGAAGGCGCUAUUGUCUAAGUCACGACUUCGUGACAAGGGCUAUUCUAGCAUUGAGCUGUUGUACUACAAUUCUGCCUUCAUGAUUCCCUUCCUAUUGGUCGUCACAGCACUCACGUCAAAUGUUUUCCAGAUAAUUAAUUUCAGUUUUUGGACCAAUCCUAUCUUCAUUCUAUACUUCAUAUUUUCCUGCUGCUCGGCUGUGUUACUCAACUAUUCUAUGCUCCAGUGCACGCAUUACACGUCCGCACUGACGGCUAGUAUCGUUGGAGUGAUUAAAAACAUCAUCGUCACGUAUGCAGGGAUGUUCAUCGGAGGAGACUAUGUAUUUACGCCGACUAACUUUACUGGUGUCACAAUCAGGCAAGUCAAUGCGGUCGCCUCCGCCAUGUACGUGGCAGCGACCUAUAGAAAACAACCGCAGGAAUCAGGGGUCGAGGUUGCUGCUCGGAAAAUGGAGUCCACAGUCCUCUCUGUUCCAGCGGUACAAGACAAAGAACAAGCAGGAUGAACCAACCGAUUUUGCGAAUGCUUCCAAUUUUCUCGAGUUGUGGCAUAACUUUUACACGUCCGUACAAUUUUAUCAGCAAAAAUUGAGACACAUCAAAUGACAGAGGACUUUAUAUUUUCUUCUCCGCCUCGCCUCAGACUUCUUAUGCUUCUUCAUCGGCCAUGCUUUUAGUAAUCGAGGGACUUACGCGCCGGAAGAAGUAAAACGACCAUUGCAAUAAAGUUCCUUGUUCGGAUCCG